This is a messenger RNA of Orycteropus afer afer, 432 nucleotides long. RefSeq names its product histone H2AX. The coding region runs from base 1 to 432 and encodes 143 amino acids. Gene Ontology annotation, biological process: DNA damage response. Gene Ontology annotation, molecular function: protein heterodimerization activity; structural constituent of chromatin; DNA binding. The record is from RefSeq and is a predicted model, not a curated record. Gene Ontology annotation, cellular component: nucleosome. The transcript has a single exon. NCBI's taxonomy places the organism in Eukaryota, Metazoa, Chordata, Mammalia, Tubulidentata, Orycteropodidae.
AUGUCUGGGCGAGGCAAAACCGGCGGCAAGGCCCGCGCCAAGGCCAAGUCACGCUCUUCGCGGGCGGGCCUCCAGUUUCCAGUGGGCCGGGUGCACAGGCUGCUGCGGAAGGGCCACUACGCGGAGCGGGUUGGCGCCGGCGCGCCUGUGUACCUGGCGGCGGUGCUCGAGUACCUGACUGCCGAGAUCUUGGAGCUGGCGGGCAACGCGGCCCGCGACAACAAGAAGACUCGGAUCAUCCCUCGCCACCUGCAGCUCGCCAUCCGUAACGACGAAGAGCUCAACAAGCUGCUGGGCGGCGUGACGAUCGCCCAGGGAGGCGUCCUGCCCAACAUCCAGGCCGUGCUGCUGCCCAAGAAGACCAGCGCCACCGUGGGGCCUAAGGCGCCUGCCGGCGGCAAGAAGAGCACACAGGCCUCUCAGGAGUACUGA